CAUUCUACAAAUACAAUCGGUAGGACGGAGUUUUUACAACUCGAAACUAUUUUUCCAAAUUUAAAAAUAGAACCUUUACAUCAUGUCGAAAGGAACAGGACCUCUUUCUAAAUUAUACAACCUGAUAAUCCAUUCCGUUGAUAACGUUGUGCCCCAAGUGGCAAGGCCCUUAUGGGAAGCUCCGGCAGGUCCAAAAACAGUUUUCUUCUGGGGGCCUUUCGGUAAAUGGCUCCUCGUUCUUGCUGGAAUUGGAGAUAUCCUGCAGCGACCGCCGCAAAAUGUAUCCCUCAACCAGUCGAGCGUGUUGGCAGCAACUGGCUUAGUCUGGUCCCGGUACUCCGUGGUCAUCAUUCCGAAAAACUAUAGUCUGCUCUCAGUAAAUUUCGUUGUAUUUUUAACUCAGGCAUAUUUAAUUGGCAAGCAUCUGAAAUGGCGUUACGCGAAUUCGAAAAACACGGCGUAGCAUUAAGUAGAUUUUCCCAUUUCUCAAUUGCAGUAAAGAUGAUCUGAAAAGAAA
Messenger RNA from Drosophila novamexicana, 517 nucleotides. Its product is annotated as mitochondrial pyruvate carrier 2-like. Gene Ontology annotation, biological process: pyruvate import into mitochondria. Bases 83 to 463 code for a protein of 126 amino acids. Gene Ontology annotation, molecular function: pyruvate transmembrane transporter activity. Gene Ontology annotation, cellular component: mitochondrial inner membrane. The transcript is spliced from 3 exons. NCBI's taxonomy places the organism in Eukaryota, Metazoa, Arthropoda, Insecta, Diptera, Drosophilidae. The record is from RefSeq and is a predicted model, not a curated record.